ACCCAUUACUCCCCAUCUCCUCCUAUAUAACAAAACCUCCCCAAACUUUCAUUUCCCCAUCCCAAAAUCCCAACAAUCAAUCCACCCCAAAAUGGCAACAACAACAGAGCUCAAACUCUCUCCUCCCCUUCAAUCCAUCAAGACCCAAAAACCCAUUUCCAACACCAACUUCUUCCAUUUCCUGUCAGAUGAACUCAUCUUCAUAAUCUUGGACUUCCUUAACUCAAACCCAACUGACAGAAAAUCCUUCUCUCUAGUCUGCAAGUCCUUCUAUUCCAUAGAAUCCAAACACCGCCGCACCCUCACCCCUCUCCGCUCCGACCACCUCCCUUCAAUCCUCACCCGCUAUACAUCUCUCACCCGCCUCGAUCUCACCCUCUGCCCACGUGUCACUGACUCUUCCCUCAUCACAAUCUCCAAUGCCUGCAAGUCAAAUCUCCAAAGCAUCGAUCUUUCGCGGUCCAAAUACUUCUCCGGCGCCGGCCUACAAAGCUUGGCCGUGAAUUGUAAGAACAUGGUGGAGAUUGACUUGUCAAACGCCACCGAGCUCAAAGACUCGGCGGCUGCGGCUCUGGCCGAGGCCAAGAACUUGGAGAGGCUCUGGUUAGGAAGGUGUAAGCAGAUUACGGACAUGGGUGUUGGGUGUAUAGCUGUUGGGUGUAGGAAGCUGAAGUUGAUUAGUUUAAAGUGGUGUCUUGGUGUUGAUGACUUGGGAGUUGAGUUGCUUGCGCUAAAGUGCAAAGAUCUUCGGAGUUUGGAUCUGUCUUACUUGCCGAUCACGGAUAAGUGUUUGCCGUCGAUCUUCGAGUUACCGUAUCUUGAGGAUUUGGUUCUGGAAGGAUGCUUUGGCAUCGACGAUGACAGCCUUGCAGCCUUCAAACAUGGCUGCAAGUCGCUAAAGAAGCUUGACAUAUCAAGUUGUCAGAACAUUAGUCAUAAUGGUUUGGCUUCCCUAACUAGUGGCGGAGUUCUAGAGCAACUCGUAUUGUCACAUGGCUCUCCUGUGACUCUUGCUCUUGCUGAUAGUUUGAAAAGGCUUACAAUGUUGCAUUCUAUCAAAUUAGAUGGUUGCUCGAUUACUUAUGCUGGACUUCAAGCGAUUGGAAGCUGGUGCAUGUCAUUAAGGGACCUGAGCUUAAGUAAAUGUCCUGGGGUGACAGAUGAUGGGCUCUCCUCUCUUUUGACAAAACACAAAGAUCUGCGGAAGUUAGACAUCACGUGUUGCCGAAAGAUAACUUAUGCAUCCAUAGAUCAUAUUACAGUAUCAUGCACCGCACUUACCUCUCUUAGGAUGGAGUCAUGCACCCUGGUUCCAAGAGAAGCAUUUGUACUCAUCGGGCAAAGAUGUGGUCUUCUUGAGGAGAUUGACAUAACAGAUAAUGAAAUUGAUGAUGAAGGUUUGAAGUCAAUCUCCAGAUGUUCGGAACUCACCAGCUUAAAACUAGGAAUUUGCCUAAACAUAACUGAUGAGGGAGUUUCUCAAGUUGGCAUGGGGUGCUCGAAACUUGUAGAGCUCGAUUUGUACAGGUGCACAGGAAUAACUGAUUCAGGCAUUUCAGCCGUUGCUCGUGGUUGUCCUGGACUCGAGAUGAUUAAUAUAGCCUACUGUAAAGACAUUACUGAUAGUUCACUAAUCUCAUUGUCGAAAUGCUCAAGUUUGAACACAGUAGAAAGUCGAGGAUGUCCUCUUAUCACAUCUCUGGGUCUAGCUGCAAUUGCCGUGGGAUGCAAGCAGCUGGUCAAGCUGGACAUAAAAAAGUGUAUCAAUAUUGAUGAUGCUGGGAUGAUCCCACUUGCUCACUUCUCUCAGAACCUUAGACAGAUUAAUUUGUCGUAUACUUCUGUUACGGAUGUGGGGUUGCUCUCCCUAGCCAGCAUCAGCUGCCUGCAGAGCUUGACCAUCUUGCACUUGAAGGGCUUGACCGCUAGUGGGCUUGCAGCUGCCUUAUUGGCAUGUGGAGGGCUAACAAAAGUGAAGCUCCAAGCGACCUUCAAAUCAUUGGUGCCCCAAGCUCUUUUUGAACAUUUUGAGGCACGUGGUUGUCUGUUUCAGUGGAGAGAUAAAUUUUUCCGGGCGGAACUUGACCCUCAGUGUUGGAAAUUACAGUUGGAAGAUGCCAUACCGUGAGUUCUGUUCCUUUAGGUUGAGUGAGAUGCAGCUCUGUUUAAACUCCUCAAUAAGGUUCCAGUUUUUUGCUUACCUGAAGAUGCGGGACUACUUAUACUGUGAAUACAACGUAGCAGUCGAUAUCCGUUUUCUUGCCUGGGCGCUUUCGUUUUGUAUUCUCUUCCAUCAGAAACCUCAAAACAUGGAGAAAAUAUGGUUUUUAGUGAACAGGAUU
This is a messenger RNA of Fragaria vesca subsp. vesca, 2342 nucleotides long. RefSeq names its product F-box/LRR-repeat protein 3-like. NCBI's taxonomy places the organism in Eukaryota, Viridiplantae, Streptophyta, Magnoliopsida, Rosales, Rosaceae. The coding region runs from base 92 to 2128 and encodes 678 amino acids. The record is from RefSeq and is a predicted model, not a curated record. The transcript has 8 exons. Gene Ontology annotation, cellular component: SCF ubiquitin ligase complex. Gene Ontology annotation, molecular function: protein binding. Gene Ontology annotation, biological process: SCF-dependent proteasomal ubiquitin-dependent protein catabolic process.